Molecule: messenger RNA, 415 nt
Organism: Lymnaea stagnalis (great pond snail)
Lineage: Eukaryota; Metazoa; Mollusca; Gastropoda; Lymnaeidae
Source: the annotation of a GenBank genome assembly
CGUCGUUCCAGCCCAACGAACCCAACGACCACCGGGAUCUGUCGCCCCCCAUGGACCCCACCGAACAUCAUCAUCACCGGUGCCCCGCACUGCACGGGGCGCGCCAAAUUCACUCGGCGUCCCCCUCCAACGGCCACUCCACCAACGACCACUCCACCAACGACCACUCCACCGACGAUGACGGGGCCGGGGCCCGCCUGUCCUACCAACACAACGGUCUUGCGGCUGACUCGGUUCAUACCGGGAAUUCCGAGAAGAAAGGCCCGGCCUCCAGGCCGUCGUCGGACGGUGACGUCGUUCUGUCCCCGGAAGAGCGCGCCAAGAUGCUGCAGAUGAUAAGGACGUUCAUGUCCACCAUAGGGGAAGGCUAUUACACAUUUCCGUGGUUCAAAUUCUUCAAAACGAAACUGUACAG